GAGCUGACUCUGGGCCCUGUUGUGCAGCCUGUUGCUGAGGCCUGCCAUCGCCCCGCUCAGCAGGAGAUCCCCAUUUUUUGAGUAACUUCUUAGCUUGGGGACAUAUGUGCGCAUGAAGGAGGACUGCAGCCAUUUGGGCUUUCGAAUCAGGGAAGGUGGUGAGGGGAAAGGAUGUAAUGGUUUCUGAGGCGAAGAUAGACAUUCAGUUGUAAGACUUGUUGCUAGAACUUCCUGUUUUGAUUUGCAUAAGAGACGGGGGGCGGGUGUAUUUAUGGUUUAAUGAGACACUGCCGCCUUAAUAGAGCAUUAUUCACAGGAAGAAAUGAGUUAUUGCUGGCUUUCUUCUUUCUGUUCAGUUACUGUGGAUACAGCAUGUAAGUUUUAGACAUACUUCCCUCUUGAACAGUAUACAUAGCUUUCAUUUGUUACGCUGAAGCAGAGGUUGAAGGAUCACAGUUUUUAACGAGCAAUUUGUUUGCUGCUUGAAUUCCUACCGAUACAAUGAGCUUUCGAGGGAGAGUUUUCAGAAGGGAGCCCAGUGAACUGCGGAAGAAGAGAAAGACCAUGAGGCGAGUGAACCGAGGAGAAAUUCACAGACUGAGCUGCCAGGAAAAACCCAAACUCUUGGAGCCUUUGGAUUAUGAAGCUGUCAUCACAGAAAUUGAAAAAAAUAUUGGGGAUAGCCUGUUUAAAGAUCUGAUAUUGUUCCCCGAUGAUGACUUUUCAACAGACACAAUUUCACUGGAAAUCAGGACGCUGUACCCUUCUGUACCUGAAGAUGCAGAACAAAAAGCAGAAAGUUUAUUUGUUAAAGAGGCUUGUAAAUAUUACAAUUCCCAGUGGCACGUUGUGAACUACAAGUAUGAACAGUAUUCAGAAGACUUUCGACACUUACCACAAAAUGAAUGUAGACCAGAGAAACUGCCAUCACAUUCCUUUGAAAUUGAUCAUGAAGAUGUGGAUAAGGAUGAAGAUACAACAUCCCACUCAUCUUCAAAAGGUGGUGGAGGAGGAGGAGGAGGACUAGCAGCAGGAGUUUUCAAGUCUGGAUGGCUUUAUAAAGGGAAUUUUAACAGCACUGUAAACAAUAGCAUUACUGUUCGGUCAUUCAAAAAGCGCUACUUCCAGCUGACACAGUUGUCAGAUAACUCAUAUAUUAUGAAUUUUUACAAAGAUGAAAAAAUAUCAAAGGAGCCAAAGGGAUGUAUUUUCUUGGAUUCUUGCACAGGAGUCGUACAGAAUAACAGGCUUAGGAAACACGCCUUUGAGCUAAAAAUGAAUGACCUUACAUACUUUGUGCUGGCAGCUGAAAACGAGCAGGAUAUGGAUGACUGGAUUUUCACUCUCAACAAAAUCCUGCAAAUAAAUCCAGAGGGGACCAUUCAGGAGAGGAAAAGUGCAGACCUCACUGAUCUGAAACUUGACCCUGGAGAAGCUUCGGUGAAUGAUGAUUGCUCUCAAGAAGAGACCGACUCUUCAGAGAACAUGUUGCACCCAGACUUUGCAAAAUACAUCACAGAAACAGAAGAAACAGUGAAAGCCUCUCGAAAUACAGAGCGACUAAAUCUUUUCUCCUUGGAUCCUGAUAUAGCAUUGUUGAAUCCUCAGAAAAAGGAGUUUCCAGGGACCAACUCAGCAAUCAAGCCAUUUGAAGAAAAACCUGCAAAGAGGAUCCUGAUAACUUGCAAGUCCCUCAGUUUGAAUCUCCAGGCCUGUGUUACUGAAAAUGAAAAUGAUCCUUCAACCAAUGUAGAGCCUUUCUUUGUGAGUGUGGCACUGUAUGACGUCAGGGAUGGCAGGAAGAUCUCUGCUGAUUUUCAUGUAGAUUUGAACCAUACUCUCGUUAGACAGAUGAUUUCAGGUUCUUCAUUUUCAUUAGAAAAUGGCACUGUUGAAAAUAUAGAUUCAAAUGAGAUGGAAGAACCAAAAGUCAAGGGGUUCCCAGAAGAAUGGCUGAAGUAUCCAAAACAGGCUCUUUUCUCCAUAAGUAAUCCUCACUCUGAGAUUGUAUUAGUAGCAAAAAUAGAGAAGGUGCUCACAGGAAACAUUGCCAGCAGUGCUGAACCUUACAUUAAGAAUCCUGAUUCUUUUAAGUGUGCACAGAAAGUGUUAAAAUCAAAUAAACAGUUCUGCAGCAAGCUGGGGAAAUACCGCAUGCCAUUUGCUUGGUCAGUGAGACCAGUGUUCAGAGAUAAUCAGGGAAAUGUUGACAGAGACUCACGAUUCUCACCUUUAUUCAGGCAAGAAAGUAAUAAGAUUUCCAUGGAAGAUUUGAUUAAGCUAAUAGCAGAAUACAGAAGAGCAGAGAAGAUUAGCAAAAUACAGACCAUACCUGGCAGUUUGGAGAUCGCAGUUGAUUGUGUUCCUUUGGAACAUCCAAACUGUGUAACUUCAUCUUUUAUUCCAAUCAAGCCAUUUAAUGACAUAAAGGAACAUCAACCUACAGUGGAAGUUGAGGAGUUUGUACAGGAAUCAACAAAAUAUUCUCGGCCUUACAGAGUAUACAAGAACCAAAUAUACAUAUAUCCAAAACACCUCAAGUACGACAGCCAAAAAUACUUCAGCAAGGCACGGAAUAUAACAGUGUGCAUUGAAUUUAAAAGCUCUGAUGAAGAAGGAGCGAAGCCACUGAAGUGCAUUUAUGGGAAGCCAGGUGGACCAUUAUUUACAACAGCAGCCUACACCGCUGUGCUACAUCAUUCCCAGAAUCCUGAUUUCUGUGAUGAGGUGAAAAUUGAACUUCCCACUCAACUCCAUAAGAAACACCACAUUCUGUUUUCAUUUUAUCAUGUCACCUGUGACAUAAAUGCAAAAGCUAAUGCCAAAAAGAAAGAGGCUCUGGAAACACCAGUGGGAUACGCGUGGCUUCCUUUGUUGAAAGAUGCCCAGCUAGCUUCACAGGAACACAACGUGCCAGUAGCAAGCAGUCUGCCUCCCAAUUACUUAAGCCUUCAAGAACCUACAAGUGGCAAGCAGAUCGGCUGUGAUGUAAAAUGGGUAGAUAGUGGGAAGCCACUUUUCAAAGUGUCUACUUUUGUUGUAUCGACAGUAAAUACUCAGGAUCCAUACCUGAAUAACUUUUUCCAUCAGUGCCAAGAAAGGGAAAAGGAUUUCUCUCAGCCUCCUACCCCAAACUUUGUCAAUUCUUGUAAGAAUUUGCUGAGGAUAGAGAAGAUCCAUGUAAUUAUGAACUUUCUUCCCAUAGUCCUGAAUCAACUGUUCUGGGUUUUGGUGCAAAACAGUGAUGAUGAAGUUACAACAGCUGUGACCAGGGUUCUUACUAACAUUGUUGCUAAGUGCCAUGAAGAACAACUAGACAACUGCAUCAAUUCUUAUGUGACGUAUGUGUUCAGGACCAAAUCAUUUGAGGAGAGAACUGUUCAUGAGGAGCUGGCCAAGAACAUGACUGGUCUUCUGAAGUUAAAUGACCAAGUAACCGUGAAACAGGUUUUAAAGCACUCUUGGUUCUUCUUUGCAGUUAUCUUAAAAUCAAUGGCACAGCACUUAGUUGAUACAAAUAAAACAAAAGUUUCUCGAACUCAGAGGUUUCCAGAAUCGUUUCAAACUGAGCUGGAUACACUUGUGAUGGUCUUGGCAGACCAUGUUGUUUGGAAGCACAAAGAUGCUCUUGAAGAAACCAGGAAUGCAAACUACAGCACUGCCAAGUUCCUCAAGCGCUGCUUUACGUUUAUGGACCGUGGAUUUGUUUUCAAGAUGGUCAACAAUUAUAUAAGUAUGUUUGGAACAGGAGAUAGCAAGACUUUACAUCAGUUCAAAUUUGACUUUCUCCAAGAAGUCUGUCACCAUGAACACUUUAUCCCUCUGUGCCUGCCCAUACGGUCUUCAAACAUUCCUGACCCUGUGACACCUUCAGAAUCAACCCAGGACUAUCGAACAUCAGAUAUUCCAGAGUACACAUUGACCAAUGAAUUUUGCCGUAAACAUUUCUUAAUUGGAGUACUGCUGCGGGAGGUUGGUUUUGCCUUGCAAGAAGACCAGGAUAUUAGGCACCUAGCUUUGGCUGUGCUUAAAAACUUAAUGGCAAAGCAUUCGUUUGAUGAUCGAUACACAGAGCCGGCAAAACAAGCACAAAUAGCAAACCUGUACAUGCCACUCUAUGGAAUGCUUUUGGACAAUAUGCCAAGGAUUUACAUGAAGGAUAUGUUCCUUUUCAAUAUCAACACUUCCAAUCAGGGAUCUAGGGAUGAUUUGAGUACAGCUGGAGGAUUUCAGAGCCAGACUGCGAUGAAACAUGCAAACUCCGUGGACACUUCUUUUUCCAAAGAUGUUUUGAACUCCAUAGCAGCCUUUUCAUCAAUAGCUAUCUCUGCAGCAAACCAUGCUGACUCCAGAGCUUCCUUAGCAAGUCUUGAAUCUAACCCAAGUACCAAUGAAAAAAACAGUGAGAGAACUGACACGUGUGAAAAGAUCAUGAGACCUUUGUCUUUGAUUGGAUCAACCCUUCGUUUUGACAAGUUGGAUCAAGCUGAAACUAGAAGCCUUCUUAUGUGUUUCCUUCACAUUAUGAAAACCAUUUCAGAAGAUGCACUGAUUUCAUACUGGUUGCGAGCACCAUUCUCAGAAAUAACAGACUUUUUCAGCAUUUUAGAGGUUUGUCUUCAAAAUUUCAGGUAUCUAGGAAAACGCAAUAUUGUAAGGAAAAUUGCUGCUGCUUUUAAGUUUGUUCAGGCCACCCAGAAUAAUGGCACCCUGAAAGGUUCAAACUCCUCUGGCCAGACAUCAGGUCUGCUCUCGCAAUGGAUGCAUUCUACUUCUAGUCAUGAUGGCCACAAACAUCACAGAUCUCAGACGUUACCAAUAAUCCGUGGCAAAAAUGCGCUUUCUAACCCAAAACUCUUGCAGAUGAUAGACAGCAGCACUGCAAGCAGCUCCAAUGAAACGGAUAUUGUACAGUAUGUAGACACAGAGGCAAACAUUGCUACAGAAGUUUCCCUCACAAUUCUUGACCUGUUGUGUCUUUACACUCUGAACCACCAGAGGCAGCUCCAGCAAUCUGAUUGCCAGAACGCAUUGAUGAAGAAAGUCUUUGACACACACAUGCUCUUUUUGCAAAUCAACCAGUCAGCAGCAGCUCUCAAGCAUGUCUUUGCUGCCCUACGGCUGUUUGUAGGCAAGUUCCCAUCAGCAUUCUUCCAAGGACAAGCAGAUCUCUGUGGUUCCCUCUGCUAUGAAAUCUUGAAGUGUUGUAACCAUAGGUCACGUUCAACUCAGACAGAGGCGUCUGCUCUUCUUUAUUUUUUCAUGAGAAAGAACUUUGAAUUUAAUAAACAGAAAUCAAUAGUCAGAUCCCAUCUACAGCUCAUCAAAGCAGUGAGUCAGCUGAUAGCAGAUGCAGGGAUUGGUGGAUCCCGGUUUCAACAUUCACUUGCAAUUAUAAAUAAUUUUGCUAAUGGAGACAAGCAGAUGAAAAACGUUAAUUUCCCAGCAGAGGUGAAGGAUCUGACCAAACGCAUCAGAACAGUUUUGAUGGCUACAGCUCAGAUGAAGGAACAUGAGAAAGACCCUGAGAUGCUUGUGGAUCUGCAGUACAGCCUAGCAAACUCAUAUGCCAGCACACCUGAAUUACGUAGGACCUGGCUUGAAAGCAUGGCCAAGAUUCACGCAAGAAAUGGAGAUUUAUCAGAGGCUGCUAUGUGCUAUAUCCAUAUCGCUGCUCUCAUUGCAGAGUACCUAAAAAGAAAGGGUUACUGGAAAAUGGAAAAGAUUUGUACCUCACGUAUGCUCCUGGAGGAUGGUCAAGUCUGUGAUAGUAAUGUGUUACUAACAACUCACACUGGAGGAAGUUUAUUUUCCAUGGGAUGGCCUGCUUUUCUAAGCAUUACCCCCAACAUUAAAGAAGAAGGUGCUAUGAAGGAAGACUCUGGGAUGCAAGAUACUCCCUAUAAUGAGAACAUUCUGGUGGAGCAGCUGGAGUUGUGUGUUGAAUAUCUGUGGAAGUCUGAGAGAUAUGAGCUCAUUGCAGAGGUUAACAAGCCCAUCAUUGCUGUUUUUGAGAAGCAGAGGGACUUUAAAAGGCUGUCUGAUUUGUACUAUGACAUCCACCGCUCAUACCUGAAGGUUGCGGAAGUAGUGAACUCUGAGAAACGCCUGUUUGGGAGAUACUACCGUGUUGCAUUUUAUGGGCAGGCUGUGGGUUUUUUUGAAGAAGAGGAAGGAAAAGAAUAUAUCUAUAAAGAACCCAAAUUAACUGGCUUGUCUGAGAUCUCUCAGAGGCUGCUCAAACUGUAUGCGGACAAAUUUGGAAUAGAUAACGUGAAGAUCAUCCAGGAUUCCAACAAGGUCAACCCCAAAGACCUGGAUCCAAAAUAUGCCUAUAUUCAGGUCACGUAUGUCACACCUUUUUUUGAUGAGAAAGAAGCUGAAGAUCGAAAGACCGACUUCGAAAUGCAUCACAACAUCAACCGCUUUGUGUUUGAAACGCCUUUCACACUCUCAGGAAAAAAGCACGGAGGCGUGGAAGAGCAGUGCAAGAGGCGCACAAUCCUGACAACCAGUCACUUGUUUCCCUACGUGAAGAAGCGUAUUCAAGUCAUAAGCCAAACAAGCACAGAGUUGAACCCUAUCGAAGUAGCGAUUGAUGAGAUGUCCAAAAAGGUCUCAGAGCUCAAUCAGCUUUGCACAAUGGAAGAAGUGGACAUGAUUCGACUGCAGCUCAAACUCCAAGGAAGUGUCAGUGUCAAGGUAAAUGCUGGACCAAUGGCCUAUGCUCGAGCUUUUCUGGAAGAAACAAAUGCGAAGAGAUAUCCUGAUAACCAAGUUAAGCUUCUGAAGGAAAUCUUCAGGCAAUUUGCAGAUGCAUGUGGGCACGCUCUUGAUGUCAACGAACGCCUUAUUAAGGAGGACCAAUUUGAAUAUCAGGGAGAAAUGAAGUCUCAUUAUAAGGAUAUGCUCAGCGAACUCUCUGCAGUUAUGAAUGAACAGAUUGCAUACAAGGAGGAUUCAGCAAAACAGCAAGGAAUGGAGCGCACAUAUUCACGAGUCAUCAAUAGAACCAGCUCGUCUGUGCCAGCAGCAACCACUCCAUCAAAUCCUGAUGCUUGACUGAGGCAUGGGGAACGUGCAGCCUUGGAAAGACCUGUUUUUUUGUUGUCGUUUUGUCUUGUUUUCCUUUUAGUUUAAUAGUACUGAAAAAUAAUUUGACCACGGACAAUACCAGGAAAAGGAUUUGUGGGUUACGAUUUUAAUUUAUUGGAAGUCUUCACAGUGAUAUUUUUUAAAACUGCAAGCUUGAUUUUUUUUAUUAUUUUUAUUUUUGCCUGCCCCCAAAUUUGCACAUUCCCUGUGUUUUUGUUGUUGUCGAUUUUUGGUUUUGAGCAGUCUUUAUUAAGUCAGGCUGAUUACAAGGUUUCCAUUGAACAGAUAGCUACACAGCAAGCCCUAAGUUUGUUAUAAAUUAUAAUAUAUCUAAUACCAAGUCCUAGUAUACAUAUAUUUUAAAAGUCAGAGUGGAUGUUUUAUAACAUUUAAGUAUAUUGCAAUUGUAAAUAGAAGAUGUGUAAAAUAUGUCAUUUUUACAAAAUUUAAAAAAAACUUUUUAGUUAAUUAUGACAGUACUAAGAAUAUGGAUAACAUUUCAGUUACCAUUAUAUUAAAAUAUUUGUGUAUGUGUAUAAAAGCGUCCAUAAAAUCUUCUCUUUGAAGGCCUGUGUGUUGGUUCAUUCCCAUGUCAGCGAUUUCCAGAGGUGUGGAGAUCAGGAUGUCCCUUGCAUCCCAUCGGUCUGUUGUGUUACGGUUGCAGAUGAGGGACAUUUAUGACCACAUACAGAACAUGGCUUCAGAUUGUAACCAUGGCCUUAGUCUGAGGCCACCCUGAGAAACAGGAGUUGAUAUGGUCCUCCUGCUUGAGACCAAGGAAGCUCUGCUCUUCCUUUGAAGUUUCUAGUCCCAGAUUUUGCCCAGGGCCUGUUGGGAAACUGUGUGCCUCUAGCGAGACGUUUCAUUUGGUUUCUGCAUCAUGCUGGGAUGCGGUGGAGCUGGUCUGGUCUCUUACUGAGUUUCUUUUAACCUCAGUUCUCCCACACUCCUUCAUUCAUGUUCAUUCCUUUGCUCAUAGAAAAGUUCUUGCUUUUAGGGGUCCCUGCUCUUUGUUUAUGUGUGUUAGGACCCCUCUCUUCUAUCCCUCUCUUUCUUCCUUGAUGAAACCCUGGUGAUUCCCUCAGAAGCCUGCACAGGUUCAUGAGUGUUCAUUCAGGUCAGAGACCAGAGCUACAUCUUGCUAUGAGGGCAUGCCAUGAGGAUUUUGUUGUUGCCUCGCUCUGCCCUCCUGUCUCCUUUCCCCAUCUCUCUCUCUUCCCCUGGAACCCUCAGUUCACAGCUGGUGCAUCUUGAGUCAUGUUGUAGCCUGGCAUGAUAGGAAAGAGCAAGAGGUGGCCUCUAAAUUCACACGUGUGUGUAUGUGUACAUGUGCAAGGUAACAGUGCUACCCUCCAGCCUCUGCCUGCUUCCUGUUUACCAGCACUCUCUGCUGUCUCACUGUCAGCAGAUCUGGGAUCUGUCAGGAGAAAUUUUCAGUAAGAGCUGAAUCCCAUGUGGUGCUGUGUCCCAGUGGGGCAGGAGGGGAGCUGUGGGGAUGUGCACCCUGCCAUCACCCGAGCUCUGUGCAGAAGGCCCUGCACCCCUGGAGGUGGCAGCAGCCCCCAGAGGGGGUCCUGUGGGACUGAGCCCUGGGUCAGCGAGCUCUGACAGGGCCCCGUCGCUGGUACAUGGAGGAGGAAAUGCCCUCCGCUGUGACUGAAAUGUCACUAGCCCAGUGUUCCCAUGAAUAAUCCUGGGUGAGGAAGGAAUGACUUGCAUUUAACAAGAGUUUAAGCAUUCCUUUGCUCCUUCCCAUCUGGGUUGUUACCACAAGCAUUUCUAUGCAUGUUCACAGGGAUUUUUUCUCCUUCAAGUUAAAACUUGAGAACACAGGUGAGUGAUUUGUAUCCUGUCAUACGUCUGUGCUCUGCACGGACUCGACCUCUGUUCUCUGGGUGCAGUGGCAGAGCCAGCCCGUGUGACUCCGGGUGAUCACCCAGCCUCUCACCCGUGCCAUGCAGCGUGUUCACGGGGACUGAGCUGCAUGGGGAGCCUGGCAUCCUCCUCAUCCUUGCCCCGAAGAGCCCAGCUCUGCUCUUCAGUCACCGUGCUGCUUGAAAUCAGUAGUCUGCUGAAGUGAAUGACUUCUGGCCCACAUUUUAACUCGCUUCAUACUGUAUAAGUAAUAUUUGAUGAAGUUACGUGCUCAGUUAUGUGGAUGGGAGGAAGCAGCCCUCAGCGGUGGUAGCAGGCAUCCCCGGCACAAAGGAGGUGGUCUCUGCGCCAGGCCUCAGAGCUCUGCUCUCAGUUUCAGGGCAUUUGGUUUGUGUUCCAUGAGUGGGUUCUUCAGAAGCCACCAAGGCAAUUUGGGCACAGACCAUUUCUAAUUAACGUUAACAAGAACUGACCAACUAAAUCUUCUGGGCAUCUUUGGAAAUAACCUGGAUUGCAAAAGCAUGGUUUGCUUUGAGGAAUAAGGCGAACUUGGCACUAGGCUGAUCUGAAGCCCAGCUGUGCUCUGGAACAGAGCUGAGGAGAUCUGUGGAUUGUUUUCUCAGUAACGUGAACCAAAAAUGGGUUUCAUUUUUAAGUCUAAGGAGUCUGUGGGGUUUGUUUCAUUUCUUUUUAAGCAGACAGCUUUUCAGCCUUCUCUGGAGAUUUGAAAAUCGAGCCCCUGUUCUAGCAGUUACCUUAUUGCUGGUAUUAGAGAUGCUCAGGCUUGAUUUCGCUGGUCCAUUGUUCCAGAUGGCUCUUGCUCUCCUGCUGUGUUCCAGCACUUUCAGCAUAGUUGCAUGAAAGCAAUUAGCAGACAUUAGCUUUGAACCAGGACCACAACAGGGGCAGAAAACAAAGCAUUAAACCAUGAAUUGUCCCAGUGCUUAGCAGAGAGAAUAACAGAAAUGCAGGAAGGCAUGUGAGGCUGCAGGGUUGUUACAAGAUGUAGCUUGGCCCUUCACUGCCACAAAACUCAGCUACCAAAACUAUGGAGGACAGGCGUUUCAGAGCUGAGUCCGACAUCCACCCCACUCCCUGGGCUAUGAAACCCUAACAGAACUAAGCGGUGUUUUAAACACUAAUGCCUAACAUGAAUUGCAUGCCAGACUGCAAGAAAUGUCUGUUUUCGUGUGGUUGCUGCUUUUCAAACUUUCUGGAUUUUUUUUAAUGAUUGUUGGUUGGUUUUGGUUUUAUUUGUUUUUGUUUUUUCAUUUUUUUCAAUCAAAAAAAAAACUCCCCUCAGACUUCUUGUCAAAGGCUGCAAAAAAACAUGUUCAGCCAUUCUUAGAGCUAGGGGUUUCUUCACUGAACAGUAAGAAAUUAUUUCACGCUGUAUUGUUACAGCUGGGCUCAUUUUUCAGUCACUUCUGUAAGUGAUUCUCUGGAUUUGGUUUUAGACACU
Messenger RNA from Cygnus olor (mute swan), 10432 nucleotides. RefSeq names its product dedicator of cytokinesis 10 (gene DOCK10). Gene Ontology annotation, biological process: dendritic spine morphogenesis; small GTPase-mediated signal transduction; regulation of cell migration. The transcript has 57 exons. Lineage: Eukaryota; Metazoa; Chordata; Aves; Anseriformes; Anatidae. The record is from RefSeq and is a predicted model, not a curated record. Gene Ontology annotation, molecular function: guanyl-nucleotide exchange factor activity. Bases 502 to 7062 code for a protein of 2186 amino acids.